AAUUUCUGCAGGGAAUCGGCGAGAAAUUUCUUUGGCGAUUCCUGUUCAGCAGCAAAUCAGGCUUUAGGAUGGAUGUAGGUUCUGUGACGUGUUCCGUUGCUCACAUCAAUCCAGAGUUCAACAAAUGUAAACUGGAAUUAGUGUUCGUAAACAGUACACGAUGACUUUGCUCUUGAGUUGCAUACACAUAAUAGAGGUGCUUAUUGUUAAUGAAGAUUUCAUGCACGACUUAAUUUGUCUGUGGAUAUAUAACCAUGCAUUCCGAGUAAUAAUUGAUAAUUUGCUGUUUUUACGAUAGUAUAACAAUAUGUCGAAUUACCCUAAAUGACCUUGAUGUCUUUUUUCUUGUUUAGGUGAAAAGGAUCAGAGAAAUGGUGUUUCACCAUUGAAUUUGAAAUAAUUGAAAGCUAUUGUUUCGUCUCAUCUUUCUGUGUUCAUUGUGUUUACGAUAUCUAAAUUAUCCCAAGGUUACUUGAGCAGCUGUUGUGAAUAUGCACUGAUCCUCCUUCUUCUUCUUCUCUUCUGGGUGGCCGAGACAUGCACUGAUCCUAACAAUACAUAUCUUUUGUCACUUUUCAUCAUAUUGCUGUUGCUAUCUAAAGCUAUAAAAGCCUCAUCAAGUUAGAUUACACGUAUCAGUUGAGUAUGGCUUCGUGCCACGUGAUCAUCAGUGAAAGUGUAAAGAGUUAUUCAAACAGAACGAUGUCAGAUGACGAAGAUUUUCUCGGUUUCGAAGAUGAAGAGACAGCACCACAUCCACCGGAUAUAUUGAAAACUAAUCGCAAUAAUGACCUUCUUAUCAUCAAAGGAUUUGUGUUCUACCGGAACAGAAAACCCGUCGACGGAACUCACUACUGGGAGUGCAAGGUGAGAAACCAUUCUGGUCGUCACUCCAGGAAAAAAUGCCCGUCGCGUGCAGUCACUAAAAUGCGCAACGAACAACAUCAAAUAAUUUCGAUGUCUGAUCAUAAUCAUGAAAAUGAUCCCACAUUCAUGUGACGGAGAUCAAAUUUCGCAACGCUAUCAAGCGGCGAGCAGCUGAUGAUGCAAGCAAGCCGGUUAAGUUGCUUCGAUUGGCAGCUACCACUUUUCCAAAAGAGGUUCAGGAAAGAUUCACUCUAAAUGCUCAACGCAAACUUCUGGAACGUGUCCGAUCAAAAACGAGCACUACGCCGAAGGAACCGGAUUCCUUGGUUGGAUUUGAUGUUCCGGAUGGUUUGAAGACUUCCAUCGACGGAGACAAAUUUUUACUCGCAGACAUAACAGAAGGUAACGAGAGGAUCCUGAUGUUUGGUACAAACGAAAAUCUACAACGUUUGGUCAAGUCCAAAUAUUGGGUGAUGGAUGGAACUUUCAGCAGCGUGUUGAACUUGUUUCGGCAGCUGUUCACAAUUCACGGUAGUAGCCCUCCGAGUCACCAACACACUUUUCCACUCGUUUAUGUUCUGAUGACGUCUAAAAGUGAAGAACUCUAUCGAAAAGUCUUUCAGACGUUGAACGAUAUUGGUGAUGAUCUUGAAAUACAAUUCAAACCAGAUGUAAUUUUAUCGGAUUUCGAGAAGGCCAUUGUAAACGCUAGCAAAACCGAGUUUAAAGACUCCAAACAUAAUGCGUGCUUUUUCUAUUUGAGCCAAAAUAUGUGGAAGCAUGUGCAACAUUUAGGGUUGACGAAAGACAUGAACAACGAUGUAAAAUCAUUUGAUUUUUUCAAACAAACACAGGCUUUAGCAUUUUUGCCACCAUCGAAAAUACCAGAAGCAUUCGAUAUGUUGAAGGCAUCGGCACUGUAUCGCCUGACAGAAUUUUUCUCAUAUUUUGAGGAAAACUAUGUUCAUGGAAGAGUACGGAGAACAACAAAACAAGGUAGGGUCACCAGAAAUGACCCACUGUACCCACCAAGUUUGUGGUCGGUAUAUGACAACAUCAAAAAAGCCAUUCCGCGAACGACUAACCAAAUCGAGAGUUGGCAUAGCCAAUGGAACUCGAUAGUUGGACAUCAUGCAGGAGUGCUAAAAAUGAUUGAAAAGUUCAGAUUAGAAGAAAAAUACGUAUCAGGCCAAAUACUUGGAUAUCUCUCGGCAAAUAGUAGCAAGAGAAGAAAAACCGACAGUGAACUGAACGACGGUAAAAUAAGUAAAAUAGUCAACAAUCUGACGUCCAUGACAAACGAAGAUUAUUUGAAAGCUAUCGCUGCAAAUUUGGGAUCGAAGUCUAAGUAGAAUCGAUGCAUACUGGACAACGUAUUAUAUGAUGUAUUUUUGAUAAUUUGUAAUUACUUUUAUAUCCAAAUGUGAAUAAAUGUGUUUUGAUUAGUUAUGAUGAUAAA
Messenger RNA from Aedes aegypti (yellow fever mosquito), 2326 nucleotides. RefSeq lists its product as uncharacterized. Bases 1287 to 2219 code for a protein of 310 amino acids. Lineage: Eukaryota; Metazoa; Arthropoda; Insecta; Diptera; Culicidae. The transcript is spliced from 2 exons. The record is from RefSeq and is a predicted model, not a curated record.